This is a messenger RNA of Symbiodinium sp. CCMP2456, 3222 nucleotides long. NCBI's taxonomy places the organism in Eukaryota, Dinophyceae, Suessiales, Symbiodiniaceae. The record is from the annotation of a GenBank genome assembly.
AUGCCCCUGCAUGAAAGUAAUCUGGAUCGACAGCCGGUUCGAGGCAGCGGGAAAUGGAAAGUAUGGUCGGCUCCGGCUAUUCUUCGAGCAGCUUUCAGUGCUGAGACAGCCACCUGUCGCCAGAUUCAAAGCUCUAUUGAAGGAGCUGGGCGAAAUAACGCAUCUGGUAGUCGCUACGUGGCGGCGGCAUGUAUCAUGGAAGGACAAAACGUAGGCAUUGAGAAGCUGAAACAGGCCUCCGACCGUGUCCAGGUCUCAGACCAUGUCGAGGUCCCUGACCGUGUCCAGCCGAAGCUUGCCUACGUCAUUCGGAAUAUCAUGUUCGAUGAGUCUACUUUCGAUUUGUUGGUUGGUGACGUUUCAGCUUCGUAUUCCGUGCUUUGCUCCCACGGUCAGUUGACUUUUCGCUUUGAGGGUGAAGACUUGGUCCAUGAUGAGCAUGUAUUCAGGCCUCCGGACAUUUUGUUUCCAGGGAUGAACUCGGCCACGAUGCAUAAGGCGCUCAGCUCCGGCCCGGCAGGCCUUUCGGAGGCACUGUCGGGCAAGUACGUGGCAACAUUGACCACGUCGGACGCACAUGCAGCCAACGUUCGCUUGCUGAGGUUUGUUGACCAAGAAUUGGAGGAUCAUCACUUCUUCCUGCCAUCGCUGUGCCUGCAACAUAGGGUCGGCAACAUAGUAGAGCAGGUGACGAAAUUCCUGGGGGUUCUGGGCGGGAACUUUUCGGUCGCGAAGGUGCUGAACAAGGGAAACCUUUUGCAGGAUCUCCGGGUCAAGGCCACUGCUCAGUUUGCGCGUCCUGAAACAUUUCGAGUCCUCAAGGAAACCCCUGCAGCAUUGGUGGAAGAGUGGUCCCAAGCCCAUCUACAAGCCGUGGAUUUGAUCCAGUUAUGUAUGAGUUAUGAUGACUCCCCGGUGUCUCGCCCGGAUCAUGCCCGCUCAGGGACGCAGCGGGAAGCAUUCCAGCGGCUUGCCAGCUUCUUCAACGGACCGUGGACAGGCGUACAAUUCCAGGCGGGUUCGGUUCGGGAUGGGGAUUGGGCUAAGCACCCGAUGCAUGUCGUCCUUGAGCUACCGAACGGCGGGCAGCUUUGGCUAGGUGGCAUCGCGGCCUCUGGCCAGGUUGAGGUCCUGAUUGCCAAUGGCAUAGGCUGCAUCCUGGCGGCUGCUGCUCAUCCUCCUGUCGUGAGAGACUCGCGCAUAGAGUUCAUGGGCAAUUUGGAUGGCACGGGUGUCGCCCAUGGUGACAUCGACAAAGGACUCGUCAUCCGUAUGUUCGAGAGGGCCCUGAAAUUGCUCAGUUCGGGGCAAAAGAUCUUGGUGUCGUGCAAGAACGGGGCACACAGAUCGACGUUCCUUGUCGCCCUCCUCAUUAUCUUCUUGACGGGCGAAAGCGCGGCAGUGGUAUAUUCGCACCUGGGGAGUCUACGUGCCAUCGUGGAUCUGAGCAGUACGGCACCGGAGUCGAAACAUUCCUACGGCCGAAAAAGCUUGAGGCCUUUCGACUGUCUGGUAAAGAUGGAGCAGUACUACUCAGAGGAAGGCCUUCGGUCUCUGACCAGGUUGAGUAAGCCAGCUCAACUUGCGGUGGGAUUCGAUGGCAGCACUGGCCAGAGACCUCGACUGAACCAGCUCAUGACACCUGCAGAGUUUCAGAACCUCGCUGUGAGUUUGGGUUGGACAGCCCCCGCCGAGGUGCCCGGCAACCCCAGCAGUAUGCUGGAAUGGACGGAUGCAGGUGCUUACGUCUCUGACGCUGAAAGAGACACACGAGCGAGGAGCUACGGCUCUGCUGCCAAGAAGAAGGCAGUGCCGACGAAGGACAAGAUGAACCAAAAUCUUAUUCUAAGUCCGACGUCCAAAUUGCCGGAGGUCGGCGUGCUCUUCCUACUCUUCCCAGCAAACGAGACGCCCAAGCGAUUUCUGCUGAGUCCGGAGCAGAAAGCAGCAGUGCUGGAGAGGCGUGUGUGGGAGAAGGCUUGGAUUCGAGUUUCACUGUCGGAGACGGAGGGAGAGGCUGGUGCAGAUCCGAGCGGUAUGUCCACAGUGGAGUCUAUUGACUUGGAGACGAGCGAGGCCGAGUCUGCUGCCAAGCCAUCAUCCGUUUCGAGCCUCAAACUCCAGCCCAAGCCCAAGUACUCGGUCCAUCCACCUGAUCAUCCUCCUCCUGGACAUGUGUCUCCCAAAGUGCGGUCUCCGACCGGGCCAUCACCAGUUCAAUCAGCAGCAAGCACUCCUCGGGCAGGCUUUGAAAAAGCAGAUUUCGAUAUGCUGAGGACGUUGAUGGCCAAUCUGAAGGAGUUGGACCAGAAAUUGGGCAAGGUCUCUGAUGAGGAAGGGGAUAUGGUGGAUGUGGAUGCGACUCCACGAGGCGAUGCUGGGCCGGCCGCGGGUCAGGAUGAUGAGUAUGAGGCACCAGAUUGGGGAGAUGACGCCGAUCAGGACUCCUUCGGUGUCCCACCUGGAACUGAGGCCAGCCAAGAGCCUGAAGAGGAGAUUCCAGCUCCAUCGAACAGAGAAGAGUUUCGUCGCUUGAUUCAGCUGUUGGAAGAGCAGCAAGUGCAUUUGAUCAGUCUCAUGGCACAGAGGGAGGCGGAGGCUCGUGGGGCAGAGGCAGCGGCCUCUGGCCAGGACACCGGCAUGGGACUCAUCGAGGCGGUUUUCAAUGGAGAGACGGACUUGGCCCUGGCUUUGAUCAAAUCUUUGCGGCCAGACUCCAUCGAACACAUGGCUGACCCUGCUGGCAUGACUGCUCUUCACUGGAGUGUUCGUACCUGCAACUUGCAGGUGCUCUUUGCGAUCCUUGCCAAAUGCCCGUCGUUAGCAGACAGGCUUAUUGAAAGGUACAACUUGGCACAAGACCUGGUGGACGAUUGCAUGCGCCGUCUCAUGGCGGUGAAGCCGCCACCAUUGCCCCCACGACCCACGGUGACGAGGGCACCGCCGCAGAGUGGCACAGCGCAGCGUGGAGCAAACCAGCGACGUCCAGCCACACCUCAAGGUCCAGGCAAGCAUGCGCUGCAAACAGCAUUCCAACAGGGAAAGCGCAAGUCCCUGAACGAAGCCUCACCAGUGAAGAGGCGGCGGGUCUCGGCAGUGAUGGCAUUGAAAACCAUGCUAGGUGCAGACAUCGUUCUGUCGGAUGAGAUGCCGAUUGACCAGCUGGAGUGUCUUCGCCAGCAGAUGGAACAGGACCUCGGUGAUGUCCACACGAUCGACUGA